CGCCCUCCCCCGAAGCCCAGACCUUCCUGCUGGUGCAGACUCCCCAGGGCCUGCAGCUCAUCCCCAGCCCUCCGGCACCACCGCGGAAGCUCCUCCUGCUGCCCAGCCCCCCGGCCGAGCCCUCGGCUUUCACCCUCCUGCCUGCUGAGGGUCCCCCGCCCCGGGCGGGGAAGGGUCCCCAGUCGUCGGGACUCUCCGCUGCAGGGCAGAGCAUCCUGUUGGUACCCGGCACGGGGCAGGCGCUGCCCCGUGUCCAGCUCCAGGGGGUGGCGGGGACCCCGGCAGGAGCCAGUGUCAUCGUUCUGAGGGGGGGUGUCAUUCCCCCACAGGGGCCACAGCCCCCCGAGGUCACUGGUGUCCAGCUGCAGGCAGCCGAGGUGACCAAUGUCCAGCUGCAGGCCCUGCCACAACCCUUGGAGGUCACCAAUAUCCAGCUCCAAGCUGCAGAGGUGACUAAUGUCCAGCUCCAAGCCACAGAGGUGACAAGAGUCCAGCUCCAAGCCCUGCCGCAACCCUUGGAUGUCACCAACAUCCACCUCCAAGCUGCCGAGAUGACAAAUGUUCAGCUCCAAGCCUUGCCGCAACCCUCCAAGAUGACCAACGUCCAGCUCCAAGCCCUGCCACAGCCCUUGGAUGUCACCAACAUCCAUCUCCAAGCCGCCGAGGUGACAAAUGUCCAGCUGCAGGCCCUGCCGCAGCCCUUGGAUGUCACCAACAUCCAGCUCCAAACCAGUGAGGUGACCAAUGUCCAGCUCCAAGCCCUACCACAGCCCUCCAAGGUGGCCAAAAUCCAGCUCCAUGCUCUGCCACAACCCUCAGAUGUCACCAACAUCCAACUGCAGGCCGCAGAGGUGACCAAUGUCCAGCUCCAAACCCUGCCGCAACCCUUGGAUGUCACCAACCUCCAGCUCCGAGCCCUGCCACAACCCUCUGAGCUCACCAACAUCCAGCUGCAGGCCACUGAGAUGACAAAUGUCCAGCUCCAAGCCCUGCCACAACCUUUGGAUGUCACCAACAUCCAGCUGCAGGCCACUGAGGUGACAAAUGUCCAGCUCCAAGCCCUGCCACAGCCCUCUGAGAUCACCAACAUCCAGCUCCAAGCCCUGCCGCAGCCCUCAGAGGUGACCGGUGUCCAUCUCCAGGCCACGGAGGUGCCCAGCGUCCAUCUUCAGGAUACGGAGGUGACAGAUGUCCAUCUCCAGGACACGGAGGUGCCCAGUGUCGAGCUGCAGACCACAGAGGUGACAAAUGUCCAUCUCCAAACCACCAAGGUACCUGACAUCCAUCUCCGAGCCACAGAGGUGUCCAGUGUCCAUCUCCAAACCACAGAGGUCCCCAGUGUCCAUCUUGAGGCCACAGAGGUGCCCGACAUCCAGCUUCAGGCCAUGGAGGUGGCCAACAUCCAGCUGCAGACCGCAGAGGUGCCCAGUGUCCAUCUUGAAACCACAGAGGUGCCCGAUGUGCAUCUUGAAACCACUGAGGUACCCGACAUCCAUCUCGAAGCCACAGAAGUGCCUGGCGUCCAUCUCCAGACCACAAAGGUGACCAGUGUCCACUUGCAGGCCACUGAGGUGACCGACGUCCAUCACCAAACCAUGGAGGUGCCCAGUGUCCAUCUCCAGGCUGCAGACAUGCCCAACAUCCAUCUCCAGGAUGCAGAGGUGACCACUGUCCAGCUGCAAGCCACUGAGAUGCCCAGUGUCCAUCCCCAAACCACGGAGGUGACAAAUGUCCAUCUCCAGGCCGCAGAGGUGCCCAGUGUCCAUCUCCAGACCACUGAGGUGCCCAGUGUGUGUCAUCAAACCACUGAGGUGCCCGGUGUCCAUCUCCAAGUCACAGAGGUGCCCAGCGUCCAUCUCCAGACCACAGAGAUGGCCAGUGUCCAUCUUCAAGACACCAAGGUGUCCAGUGUCCAUCACCAUAUGAUGGAGCUGCCCAAUAUCCAUCUCAAGAUCACGGACAUGCCCAAUAUCCAACUGAAGACAAUGGAGGUGACAAAUGUCCAUCUCCAGGCUACUGAGGUGCCCAACACCUGUCACCAAAUGAUGGAGGUGCCCAGUGUCCAACUCAAGACCAUGGAGGUGCCUAACAUGCAUCUUAAGACCACAGAGGUGCCUAACGUCCAACUGAAGACCACAGAGGAGGUGCCCAACAUCCAACUCAAGACGGUAGAAGUGCCCAACAUCCAACUCAAGACCGUGGAGGUACCCAACGUGCAACUGAAGACCAUGGAGGUAUCCAACAUCCAGCUGAAGGCCGUGGAGGUGCCCAACAUCCAACUCAAGGCCAUGGAGGUGCCCAACGUUCAACUCAAGACUGUAGAGGUGCCCAGUGUCCAACUCAAGCCCAUGGAGGUGACAAAUGUCCACCUCCAGGCCGCAGAGGUGCCCACCAUCCAGCCACAGGCCCCUGAGGUGCUCGUGGCAGGGAGGGGCCCAUCCCCCUCUCCAUCCCCACAGUUGGCGGUAGUGGGGGCAGCUGGGGGGCUGCCCCCCGUGCUGCUGCUGCGGGGGGCUGCGGGGGGACCUGCGAGCACUGGCCUUGACCCUUCAGCACCUCCUGGGUGGCUCUCCGAGGACCCCUUCUGCCACUGGCUCUCAGUCAUGAUGGGGUCAUGAUCCCCCCAACUGGGUGACUCCAGCAGGGGGGAGCUGCUGUGACCCCCAGAUGAGAUAAAGUGGGGCUGGACCCCCCAAC
Molecule: messenger RNA, 2697 nt
Organism: Athene cunicularia (burrowing owl)
Lineage: Eukaryota; Metazoa; Chordata; Aves; Strigiformes; Strigidae
Product: periaxin-like
Exons: 2
Coding region: 552-2618 (688 amino acids)
Source: RefSeq, a predicted model, not a curated record